AGCUUUUCAGAGCGCGUCUCGGCUGCACACUUCCACUGACGCUGAAAGUUCGCUCAGAAUGCGGCCUACAUUUUCCCGCCUAGUUAGAGUGAUACCUCGAAGCUCACUUCCGCCCAAACAAGCCGUCCGGACUGUCCCUGAACCCAUGCGCUCCGACGUCAAGCAGCCAACUCUCAUCCAGAUUCUGUUGGAGAGGCAGGCCGCGGCAGGCGAUAGCUACCCAUCAAACAUUCGUAUUGAACCAGAGCUCACAAGGGCGACGUUUAAAGGCGUGAAGCCGGAGGUCAAGCGGGAGCUGCUGAAAGUGGUGAGGGAGCAAUGAGUCGCACAGUGCAUUGCCGUUCGCAUAUCCGAGCCGCAGUCAUGCACGCGGUGUGCAUCGGUGCAAUAUCGAAG
Messenger RNA from Laetiporus sulphureus 93-53, 396 nucleotides. RefSeq lists its product as uncharacterized. NCBI's taxonomy places the organism in Eukaryota, Fungi, Basidiomycota, Agaricomycetes, Polyporales, Laetiporaceae. The coding region runs from base 59 to 322 and encodes 87 amino acids. The record is from RefSeq and is a predicted model, not a curated record. The transcript has 2 exons.